CCAAAAUAUCUUCUAAAUAUAAACCUUCUCCACUAUUAGAAGUCUUUCAACCCCCACAAGAUUAUCCCAGUACGCUACUUAUACCUAGUUGCCCCUUCAAAUAAAAAUCAACCCCCCAAGAAAAGAAGACAACCAAACACAGAAGAAAACUCCUUAAAAAUCUUGCUUCUUGACCCGCCAUGUCAUUCCCAUUACCUCCCCGAGUCAACUCAAUCGAGUCAUCAACAAAAUUCUUGUCAGCAUCAUCGUCUUCGUCUUCUUCUUCUUCUUCGUCCUCACCGUCGACCGAAGACUCGGAACCUUUCCACUGGCACUACACAGAGUUCGACGACAAGAACUUCCAGAUCAAAGGCCGCACUCUCUUCUCCGUCCUCGUCCUCUUCUCCGUCUCCUCCUCGUCACCCUCUUCUUUCUCUACUUCAGGUGGGUCUGUCGUUCCCGCCGGAACUCUCGGCUUUCCGGGCUCGAGCGGAACUUACCUCGUCAGAGUACCUGCAUUGCCCGGCGGCGGGCUUGACCCCGCCGUCAUCCGUGGCUUGCCCGUCGUGCUGCAUCACAACCCCUCGUCGCAGACUCAGACUAAGACUCAGCUUCAGUCUCCGACUAGUACUACGAUUGCUGCUAUUUCUUUGAGUGAGACUCGACAAAACGAGUGCUGUAUAUGCUUGGGUGUCUUCGAAGAUGGCGAAAAGGUUAAAGUUUUGCCUCCUUGUGGCCAUUACUACCAUUGUGAAUGCGUCGAUAAGUGGCUCAGUACCGAGUCAAGGUGCCCGCUUUGUCGAGCUUCUCUUCGAGUCGACUCAACCAUCUCAUUGGUAAUACAAUAAAUUAAUCACGACAGAGAAAGCUCAUAUUUUUUCCCUUAAAA
This is a messenger RNA of Carica papaya (papaya), 868 nucleotides long. Its product is annotated as RING/U-box superfamily protein. Gene Ontology annotation, biological process: protein ubiquitination. The record is from RefSeq and is a predicted model, not a curated record. NCBI's taxonomy places the organism in Eukaryota, Viridiplantae, Streptophyta, Magnoliopsida, Brassicales, Caricaceae.